Messenger RNA from Vitrella brassicaformis, 1790 nucleotides. The record is from the annotation of a GenBank genome assembly. NCBI's taxonomy places the organism in Eukaryota, Vitrellaceae.
UUGAUCCAUCAGGGUUGACCGUAGCAUAGCCCCUGUCUGUCUCUGUCCAUGAGGCCACCAUCAUCACCAGGGUCACAGGCAGGAUGACUCGGCACACACCUAUGAAGCUGACCAUGAUGCUGCCAAAAUGGACACAGCGGCAUGGCAUGAGCGGCCAACAGCGUCGGUAGACUGAGUCGCUUGUCCGACCAAACCCCCCUCACAUGCACCCGCCCCCCGUCACAUUGAGGCAGUCUGGAAGCACUCUGCAUCUAGCUGCAUGCAUACCAUCCCGCAACCACGCAACGCAUACACACAGACCUCUCAACACGUAGGUCAAGAAUCCAACACACAGCACCCAGCACAGAGAACAGAAAAACAGGCAGGCGAUGGCGCCUGACUAGCUAGUCGAAUCGCCCAGUUUGGUAGGAGCAUCGCUCUCGCACUCCCUCCCUCCCUGCCGGCAGUCUCUCUACCAUCUCCUCAGCAGAUUGGUGAGCGCCUUGGCGCCGUCCAGGACAUUGCCCCUCUUCAUCUCGCCGUCAUCCGUCUCCUCACCUGACACACACACACACUCUUUCUGCAGCUGGUGAGUGAGGAGGUCUGCACGGGUCACUCACCAUUGAUGAGCACGUAGAAGGCUCGCCAGCUGGAGAGCACCACUGCGGUCGCCACGAGAGAGAUGACCACAAACACACCGGGGGGCUGCUCGCCUGAUAGCCAGACGGACAGACAGACAGACAGACAGAGUACUAGCGACAGUCAGCGGCCACGUACACUUGACUUACCUCUGUAUACGGCUCUCAGUGCGAGCCCCAUGGAUGCCGACACUGCCCACGCUGGAAUCAACACCUGAGGGCAGGGAUGGCAUGCGCCAGUGUCGGCUGCGUCUUCGUUCACCUCACUCACCUGUGCCAUCUUCUUGUAGUUUGCUGUGGCGUCAUGUGUGUAGGCGCCCAGCAGAGGUGAUAUGCCGAACCAAGCUGAAAGGAGCAUAGCAUGGGAACCACCCACCCUCGUGUGUGUGGGUGUCUGUCUGUCUGUCUGUCUGUCGGAAUGUGCUGGUGGUCUGGCUCACCGAUGAGGAAGGGUGCCGCCGUUUGCCAGACCCCUGGAGAGAGAAUCGUCUCCUGCUGAGCGCCGUGGUUGGCCCUACCAGCCAAAGCAAACGCCAACAGCGCCACGGCAUCACCUACACACACCACACCACACCACACCGCAGUACUGACUCAGCCAACCAGAUUCCCCCCGCUGGCUUCGCUUCGCUUGGCUUGGCUCACCCGAUGCGAGAAGCCAUCUAUCGGGGAUGUCCAUCCAGUUGCUUUUGCCCACCCGCCGCACCUCGAGGCCAGCCUGGCCCGUCCACUGCGUCCGCUCAAUGUCACGCUCGUCAACCACAUCCCAGCCCGCCUCACGGGCAUACUUAUCGGCUUCGCGCUGGAUCUGCUGCACUCGCUCCUUGGCAGGCAGGCUGCUCAGAGGGGAUGAUGAACUGUCACUGCUGUGCUGCUGCUCUGUGGUCAUGGGCGCAGGCGACGGGGGAGCUGCCGGUGGGCUUGGUUCUUCCGGGCUAGUCGGGGCGUUCAUUCGUAAGACGGUGGGGUGCAGAAGCGAUGGACGAUGACUCUGCAGCAGAGAGGGAGCAACCAAAGGUGAAUGCAGGCAGGCACACCACGGUUCGGAUCUGGCUGGCUCACGCGUGACAGUCUGAUGGGAUGUAGAGUCUGCGUGAAGGCAAGAGAGGGCCGCUCUCCGCUUGCAGCAACUGCAUUGGCAGACAUCAGCGUUGCGAUCAAGGAUAUCAUUCUGCC